Mangifera indica (mango) is the source of this 1491-nucleotide messenger RNA. Its product is annotated as methylsterol monooxygenase 1-1-like. The transcript has 5 exons. Gene Ontology annotation, biological process: sterol biosynthetic process. Gene Ontology annotation, molecular function: iron ion binding; C-4 methylsterol oxidase activity. Bases 222 to 1124 code for a protein of 300 amino acids. Lineage: Eukaryota; Viridiplantae; Streptophyta; Magnoliopsida; Sapindales; Anacardiaceae. The record is from RefSeq and is a predicted model, not a curated record.
AAUAUGGUAUAAGAAGAUGACGACGUAGGCAUCACUAAACGAGCAUUCAAUUUGUCUGGUUUCUUAUGGUUUCGAAGUUCCCUUCCCGCAUAUUUUAACGCACAAAUAUCUCUUGCCAGCGCACCACUUAACCAAGUUGAACGGCUUGUUUUGGUCCCCUGCCGUCACUCUAUCUUUUCACCACGCGCCACCAUUACUGUCCGAUCUUCGGCACAACUGAAAUGCUGCCCUACUCAACUCUCGAAGAAGCCACCACGGCUCUGGGUCGGAACCUGACGUUUGCGGAGACUUUAUGGUUCAAUUACUCGGCUCAAAAAUCGGAUUACUAUCUCUACUGCCACAACAUUCUGUUUCUAUUUGUGAUCUUUUCUGUUGUGCCUCUUCCCACGGUGCUGAUUGAACUACUGGGAUCUAGUAAUUUUGAUAAGUACAAGAUUCAGCCUAAAGUUAGGCUCUCUUUUUCUGAGAUGUUUCGGUGUUACAAGGAUGUUAUGCGCAUGUUUUUUCUUGUUGUUGGCCCGCUUCAGCUCGUGUCUUAUCCCGCCAUCAAGAUGGUUGGGAUUAGAAUUGGGUUGCCAUUGCCAUCGGGGUGGGAGAUUUUCGUGCAAUUGGCAGUGUACUUUGUGGUGGAGGAUUAUACAAAUUAUUGGAUCCAUAGAUUUCUCCAUGCGAAAUGGGGUUAUGAGAAAAUCCACCGUGUUCACCAUGAAUACUCUGCUCCAAUUUCAUAUGCUGCGCCAUAUGCGCAUUGGGCUGAGGUUUUGAUACUUGGGAUUCCAUCUUUUCUGGGUCCGGCAAUUGUUCCUGGCCACAUGAUUACUUUCUGGUUGUGGAUUGCUUUGCGGCAGAUUGAGGCCAUUGAGACUCAUAGUGGGUAUGACUUCCCCUGGACUCCUACAAAGUACAUUCCAUUUUAUGGUGGUGCAGAGUACCAUGACUAUCAUCAUUUCGUGGGAGGACAAAGCCAGAGCAACUUUGCUUCUGUUUUCACCUAUUGCGAUUUCAUUUAUGGAACUGAUAAGGGCUAUCGCUAUCAAAAGAAGGUCCUUAGCAAGAUGAAAGAGGAGUUAAGAGGAAUUGGUGAACAGAAUGGAGGGUAUUAUCAAGAUCUUAAAUUGGAGUAAUCUUCUGAUUGCUAAAUCCUUGUUGGGAUUCAUAUUUCUUGCCGGUGACUGCUCCUGGAAAUCUCUGAUUUCAAGUAGACAUUUCUUUGCCAUUCUGGUAAAAUAGAAGUGUUUAACUUGGGAUUGUGAUUUUGUGAAGAUUGAGGCGAGCUUUAUUCUUGAUUGUCAAGGUCUAGAAUUUUGGACAUUAUGGUCAAGUAAGGAUAUAUAAACUGAAACUAUAGCUCGUUUUUUUAAUCUUGAUAUAAGUAUUAGCUUAGCAUUGAAACAUAUGCCAAUGUUAGUGGACAAUUUGAAUUUGAUGUUUCCAAUCAAGACUUUCGUGUUAAUUGGUUGAAAUAUAAAAGAAAAUCAAAUUGACAAAUAA